CUUCCUAAUGAGAACAGGACUGAUUAGGAAAAUCUAUGAAAAAUCUGACAUGAGUUAACUAACUCCAGAAGAUGGCAGUAGUGGAAAAUUAGGGAUGUAAGCUGCCCUUAAAACCCCAAAAAGAAGAAGAAGAAGAAAAACACAACCCGAGCUUAACUGAAGAGUUUUAGCUUACAAGAUAUACUUCGCUAACCUCUUUUAUCACUAUUUGACAUGACAGCAAGUUCAUUUUUAUGGUUUUCUUAAUUACUUUCUCUCUACGAGUUUCAAGGAGAAUCUGCCGUUAUACUGUCGGCUUUUUAGUUCACAAAAUUACAACAAGCUGCUGUCUGCUAGCAAGCAAGCUGUUAGUUGCUGAGCCACAACAAAGAGACUGCAGCCGCACACUGCUGGCAGUGGUGCUAAAAGGGUUGUUUAAUUUAAACUGAACAGAUUACAUUAAUCAGGCUGACAUGACAGGGGUCGCCUCUACAGAGAAGGCUGCAAGCACCAAGAAGAAGAGCGAAAGGAAGUGUGCUACCAAAGAGGAGUUCAGACAGCUGUCUAGCAUCAUGGGAGUCAUGAACAACCUGAGGAAACAGGGUACUCUCUGUGAUGUGACCCUUGUGGUUCAGGGGAAACACUUUCCUGCCCACAGAGUAGUGUUGGCUGCAGCGAGCCACUUCUUCAGCCUCAUGUUCACCACCAGAAUGAUGGAGUCGAUGUCCCACGAGGUGGAGCUCAGGAGUGCUGAGCCUGAGAUCAUUGAGCUGUUGAUUGAAUUCAUAUACACAGCUCGGAUCUCGGUGAACAGCAGUAACGUCCAGUCGUUGCUGGAUGCAGCCAACCAGUACCAGAUUGAGCCUGUGAAGAAGAUGUGUGUGGAGUUCCUCAAAGGACAAAUUGAUGCAACAAACUGCCUUGGUAUUUCCUCCCUGGCAGACUGUAUGGACUGUCCUGAGCUGAAGGCAGCAGCAGAGGACUUCUUCGAGCUCCACUUCACUGAAGUCUACAAACUGGACGAGUUCCUGCAGCUGGACGUUAAACAGCUCACACACCUUCUACACCAGGACAAACUCACUGUCCGUGCCGAGGCCCAGAUUUACGACGCAGCAGUGCGCUGGCUGAAGUACGAUGUGUGUAACAGACAGCGGUACAUGGUGGAGGUGUUGGGGUGCGUUCGCUUUCCUCUGGUCUCUAAAACCUUCCUCUCCAAGACGGUGCAAGCUGAGCCCCUCAUCCAGGACAACCCACAGUGCCUCAAGAUGGUCAUCAGUGGGAUGCGCUACCACCUGCUGUCCCUGGAGGAUCGGGAGGAUCUGGGAGAGAGCAGCCGACCGCGACGCAAGAAGCACGACUAUCGCAUCGCUCUGUUUGGAGGCUCCCAGCCUCAGUCCUGCCGCUACUUUAACCCCAAGGACUCUACCUGGACAGACAUCCGCUGCCCCUUCGAGAAGCGCCGGGAUGCCACAGCCAUCUUCUGGGACAAUGUGGUCUACAUCCUGGGUGGCUCACAGCUCUUCCCCAUUAAGCGCAUGGACUGCUACAACGUCCUAAAGGACAGCUGGUACUCCAAGCUGGGUCCACCCACGCCCCGCGACAGCCUGGCUGCCUGCGCCGCCCAGGGCAAGAUCUACACAUCUGGGGGGUCGGAAGUGGGCAGCUCUGCCCUCGACCUUUUCGAAUGCUACGACACAAGAACCGAGUCUUGGCAGGUGAAAACCAGCAUGCUGUUGGCUCGCUGCAGCCACGGCUCAGUGGAGGCCAACGGGCUCAUAUAUGUCUGUGGAGGCACGGUGGGCAACAAUGUGUCUGGCAGGGUCCUCAACAACUGUGAGGUUUACGACCCCAACACUCAACAAUGGAGGGAGUUGUGUGGGAUGAGAGAGGCUAGGAAGAACCAUGGGCUGGUGGUGGUCAACAACAGGAUCUAUGCUGUUGGAGGGCAGGGAGCAAUUGGUGGACUGGACUCUGUGGAGUACUACGACAUUGCCAGUAAUGAGUGGCGUGCUGCUUUGGCGAUGCCGUGGCGAGGUGUAACGGUGAAGUGUGCAGCAGUCGGUGAGGUCAUCUAUGUGCUGGCAGGGUUUCAAGGUGUGGGACGGCUCGGACACGUCCUGGAGUACCACACUGAUACUGACAGGUGGGUGACUUGCAGCAAGGUGCGAGCGUUUCCUGUCACCAGCUGUCUGAUCUGCGUGGUCGACACGUGUGGAGUCAACGAAGACGAAGACAUGGACCUCAUAGACUCUCAGUCACAACUUGCAGCCACUGCCUCUUCAUCUGCCUCAACCUCUUCAUCCUCAUAGGACAAGGGGAAGAUUCAGUGUAUAUCAAGUUAUGACGUUUGAUGACACUUGUAACAGCUGCUGCGUUAGGCCUCCAGUCUAUCCAUGGAGCUAUUUCACAUAAGGCAAGGCCUGACUGCUCGUACUAAUGUGGAUAUUCACGUGUAUUUUUUAUUUUGUUUUCUUUAAACUAUGUCCAGUAGCCACAUUUCUAUUUUUAAUUUUUAGCUGUGCCAAAAGUGUAGGUCCUAUGUUAAAGUGCUAGUGGGUUACUAUCCCACAAAUGUAUUGUUUACGGGGACAAGGAGACUUUUAAUUUUAAAAGGUUCUUAGGUUAGAUACAUAAGACUGGUUAGAAAAAAAAAAAACGUUGUAAUGUUUGUCGCUUGUGAAUUACUUACAAAGUGUAUACUGCAUUAAUGAAUAGUUUAAUCUUGGUUGUGUUGUGUACAUAUUUAAAAGUGCUUUGGUAAUGCACUGUAACUUAAAACUGAUGUUGAGUAAAAACUAGCUUGUGUCGA
Perca flavescens (yellow perch) is the source of this 2788-nucleotide messenger RNA. RefSeq names its product kelch-like family member 7 (gene klhl7). The coding region runs from base 453 to 2288 and encodes 611 amino acids. The transcript is spliced from 12 exons. NCBI's taxonomy places the organism in Eukaryota, Metazoa, Chordata, Actinopteri, Perciformes, Percidae. Gene Ontology annotation, cellular component: Cul3-RING ubiquitin ligase complex. The record is from RefSeq and is a predicted model, not a curated record. Gene Ontology annotation, molecular function: protein binding. Gene Ontology annotation, biological process: protein ubiquitination.